Messenger RNA from Sphaeroforma arctica JP610, 642 nucleotides. RefSeq lists its product as hypothetical. The transcript has 6 exons. The record is from RefSeq and is a predicted model, not a curated record. Bases 1 to 642 code for a protein of 213 amino acids. NCBI's taxonomy places the organism in Eukaryota, Ichthyosporea, Ichthyophonida.
AUGACUACCAAGGGACCUGUCAAUGUUAGCGGAGCCACCGAAUCCUCAGUGCCGCAAGCACUGAAUAGUUAUGUACCUGAGAGACCAGUCAGGAGGAGACUCGAAGUCGACGACAGCUCAUCGGACAGCGAUUGGCAAUUCGAGACACCACUGCGCGCGUCUCGGGAUACAAAAACCCGUUCAAGUAAGAAAGACGAUAAGCGCCAACGUAUGCUGUGCGAAGUGUGUCUGUCUGCUACGGCUGCGGAUGUGAUGACGCUGGAGGAUAUCUGUGGAGCGCUUAAGAAAGUGUGUGACACGUGCCACAGGUGCGUGCAUGUGUACUGCUCAUGCUACCCACUCCCGGAUGAUAUGCAGUUAUCCGAUGAAAUGCCGGCGCGCUUCUGUCAGUUCUGCACACCUCAACGCGUUUACAACCACGAAACCGGCCGCAGUAGCGAUAAAGACCACCGCAUACUGGAUAUGCGAGCCACAUUGAACGCCAGCGGCAACACACAGAAUCCAGUUGAGUACUUCUCCACUGAGCACAGCACAUGGGUUGAAAAGGCGAGAAGUAUCCCGCGCAGACGUGGACGCAUUCAUGCACAGCUUCCUGUACCACAGAGUGCUGGCACGAGCGCCCCACAACAGAUGUGUACGUAA